Messenger RNA from Pocillopora damicornis (cauliflower coral), 1321 nucleotides. RefSeq lists its product as uncharacterized. Lineage: Eukaryota; Metazoa; Cnidaria; Anthozoa; Scleractinia; Pocilloporidae. Gene Ontology annotation, biological process: response to oxidative stress; protein repair. Gene Ontology annotation, cellular component: cytoplasm. The record is from RefSeq and is a predicted model, not a curated record. Gene Ontology annotation, molecular function: peptide-methionine (R)-S-oxide reductase activity.
AAUUUUUAAGGCGAUGGUUUUCACAUUAAAGAUGCGAUUUGCUUAACACCGAACAAGUAUUUGCACGUCUGCCUGCUUGUUCAUCAACAAAACACAGUCUGUUUUAACAACGUCGUAUUGAGUUAAUUUUGGACGAAACCGGAUGCAAUUCCACUCAGAAGAUUCUAGUUUCAGUUUCGAGAAUAUUUCUCUCGAAAAGCUGUUGACAAGUUCUUCCGAUCUAUAGGACUUUUCACUGUUAAUGUCGACCAUGCCUCUAUUUUGAUAAGCUCGAUUAGGCACUUCCUAACUUCUUUGAAUUCGUUUACAUUGUCUGUCAACAACCAUUUCAAUAACGUAUCCUUAAAUUGAUAAAAAAUUCUCACAGUGCUGUCUAUUUUUAGGAUUUGUGCUGACAGAAUUACGCGCUGUCUUAUUAUGACAAAUUUAUUGUAAGUUUACCAGUAUGCGUGAUAACUAUUAGAAAAUAGAAUUUUUCUUGAAGAUCUGGUCGUUAAUGAUGUUUACAUUGUUUUGUGUUCGCUCUUAGAUUCAUUUUAUUCACAAAUAAAUGAUUUUAUAUGUAGUAUUUAAUUUGAUUGGCAAAUCAGCGAACGAACAUGCUAAACCUUGUCGACCUCGAGUUAAAUUUUUAAUGACGUCAUAUCCUUCCGCAAUAAAUUUCAUGGUGAGUAUUUCCAGAAAAGGUCAGAUCGAAGAUAGCGAGUCUGCGAAUAUGUGGCAAGUUUUUCCACCAAAAGAUUCUGUACAGAAUUUUCCUGUGAAAUUUUCACGUCGAGCAACCAAGACAGAACAAGAACCAUACAAGGUUGAAUUUAGCGAGCAGGAACUUAGAGAGAGACUUACCCCACAACAGUACCGUGUGACACAGGAGAAAGGAACUGAAAGAGCAUUUACUGGUGAGCUUGUGAAUAACAAGAAAGCUGGUGUGUAUAGAUGUGUUGUGUGUGGCAAGGAGCUGUUUUUGUCUGACACCAAGUUUGAUUCAGGGUCUGGUUGGCCUUCAUUCUGGGACACACCUACAGAUGGGACAGUCAGAAAAAUUACAGAUACUUCACAUUUUAUGACAAGAACUGAAGUCACUUGUGCUGAUUGUGGUGCUCAUUUAGGACAUGUGUUUGAUGAUGGCCCAAGGCCAACAGGAAAGAGAUACUGCAGAAAUUCAGCUUCACUCAAAUUUGACCACCCCUUACUGAGUCCCAACCGCUUGUUUGUAUUGUCUUUCACCUGUACAGAACGGACUCUCAAAGGAACCACUCAAAUGAUAACAGUUUUUAACCCUUUAACUCCCAGAUCAAAUUUGUAAUUCCCCUUUCUAUCA